CCCGCGGCUCCCUGACGCCGGCGUGACGUCACCACGCCGGGCGGCCGCCAUUACAGAAAGCCGAGUCCCGAGCUAGGGCGAGCGGAGGAGGAGGCACAGCGGCCGGCGGCCGAGCACUGCGGAGCGAGCCAGUGGGCCGGCGCCAGCGCCCAGCAGCCGCCUGGGGCCGCAGGAAGCACCCCGGGGAGCGGCGGCGGCGUGUGCGUGUGGCCCGGGUGCGGGCGGCGGCGCGGGAGCAGCGCGGAGGAGCGGCAGCCGGUUCGGGCGGGCGGCAUCAUGGACGAGAAGUUGUUCACCAAGGAGCUGGACCAGUGGAUCGAGCAGCUGAACGAGUGCAAGCAGCUCUCCGAGUCCCAGGUCAAGAGCCUCUGCGAGAAGGCUAAAGAAAUCCUGACAAAAGAAUCCAACGUGCAAGAAGUUCGAUGUCCAGUCACUGUUUGUGGAGAUGUGCAUGGGCAAUUUCAUGAUCUCAUGGAACUCUUUAGAAUUGGUGGUAAAUCACCAGAUACAAAUUACCUGUUUAUGGGAGACUAUGUGGACAGAGGUUAUUACUCCGUUGAAACAGUUACACUGCUUGUAGCUCUUAAGGUUCGUUACCGAGAGCGUAUCACCAUACUCCGAGGGAAUCACGAAAGCAGACAGAUCACACAAGUGUACGGUUUCUACGACGAGUGUUUAAGGAAAUACGGAAAUGCAAACGUUUGGAAAUACUUCACAGACCUUUUUGACUAUCUUCCUCUCACUGCCUUGGUGGAUGGGCAGAUCUUCUGUCUACAUGGUGGUCUGUCGCCAUCCAUAGACACACUGGAUCACAUCCGAGCACUUGAUCGCCUACAAGAAGUUCCUCAUGAGGGUCCAAUGUGUGACUUGCUGUGGUCAGAUCCAGAUGACCGCGGUGGCUGGGGGAUCUCUCCUCGGGGAGCUGGCUAUACCUUUGGCCAAGAUAUUUCUGAGACAUUUAAUCAUGCCAAUGGCCUCACGUUGGUGUCCAGAGCUCACCAGCUGGUGAUGGAGGGAUAUAACUGGUGCCAUGACCGGAAUGUAGUAACAAUUUUCAGUGCUCCAAACUAUUGCUAUCGUUGUGGUAACCAAGCUGCAAUCAUGGAACUUGACGACACUCUUAAGUAUUCUUUCUUGCAGUUUGAUCCAGCACCUCGUAGAGGCGAGCCACAUGUCACUCGUCGUACCCCAGACUACUUCCUGUAAUGAAAAUGUAAACUUGUACAGUAUUGCCGUGAACCGUAUAUUGACCUAAUGGAAACGGGAAGAGCAACAGCAACUCCAAAGUGUCAGAAAAUAGUUAACAUUCAAAAAACUUGUUUUCACACGGACCAA
Mastomys coucha (southern multimammate mouse) is the source of this 1335-nucleotide messenger RNA. It is a transcript of the gene Ppp2ca, whose product is annotated as protein phosphatase 2 catalytic subunit alpha. Bases 277 to 1206 code for a protein of 309 amino acids. Lineage: Eukaryota; Metazoa; Chordata; Mammalia; Rodentia; Muridae. The record is from RefSeq and is a predicted model, not a curated record. Gene Ontology annotation, molecular function: protein serine/threonine phosphatase activity. Gene Ontology annotation, biological process: peptidyl-serine dephosphorylation; mitotic cell cycle. Gene Ontology annotation, cellular component: cytosol. The transcript has 7 exons.